Coregonus clupeaformis (lake whitefish) is the source of this 6021-nucleotide messenger RNA. Its product is annotated as zinc finger SWIM domain-containing protein 6-like. Gene Ontology annotation, molecular function: zinc ion binding. NCBI's taxonomy places the organism in Eukaryota, Metazoa, Chordata, Actinopteri, Salmoniformes, Salmonidae. The record is from RefSeq and is a predicted model, not a curated record. Gene Ontology annotation, cellular component: Cul2-RING ubiquitin ligase complex. The transcript is spliced from 14 exons. The coding region runs from base 770 to 4165 and encodes 1131 amino acids.
ACACAGGAAAAGAAAAUGAAGGCACUUUUGUCAAACGUGUGUGUGAGAGAGAGAGAGCUUGAUGAGAUAGAAAGCAAUGUUGGAAUUUAUUCUUGGUAUUUAUUUUUGUUCAUUCGACAGAAUGAGGGAGAGAUAGGCCAUUGUUAAUUGAAUAAGACCCGUAUUGAUAAAAUGACUAGAGAAUGGACGAGCCUUCCAUAUCCUCACUUUCCUCCCACGCCCUCUCCUUCACUGACAGUUGAGCCCUCUGAACUUGGUAAGAAAACAACCCAGUCACUCGUGAGGUUAUUGAGAGGAGAGAGCCUACGGUUGUUGAAGUCUUCAAUACCAAAAAUGCGUCAUCAACUCUUGCCCCUUUUACCCCUGUGGGAAACUAUAAGACCGCCCUUGGAUAAGACCCCGCCUUUAAACUCAAACACUAACAAACUUCAAAGUGUUUUCGGCCCCCAGGUCCCCGCCCACUGGGGCACUGCCCUCUCGCUCCCGAAUGGCUUCACAAAGGAUUUGCCGACGUUCGGGAAUUCCGCCUAUAGCUCCUUUUUUAGCGCUACUCGUGCGCUGGAAUCGGUCCAGGAUGACCAAGGAUUCCACCCAUCUCCGUUAAUUUGACAACACAAAGGACUUCACCGAACCCAAAGAAACCGCCUACUAUUCCAAAUAAGGCUUGUCUCUCCAUGUACGGCAAACAAUCGGCUAGAGUGUCCUUUUCUCUUCCUUAUCCCGUUUAUAUGAUCCGGGAGACCGUGCUGCAAGUUACAGCGGUGCAAUCAUGGCGGAGCGAGUCCAGCAGCCCCCGGCCAAGCGGCUCUGCUGCAGGCUCGGCUACAACCCGGCAUGCAGGCAGGGGCAGCGGGCUGGAGGAGUACUGUGUGGCGGUCCGGGGUCUGCUCCAGGGGGAUCGGGAAAAACACACAACCCCGAAUCGCUGCUCGACAUCGCGGCGCGGAGAGUCGCGGAGAAGUGGCCCUUCCAAAGGGUGGAGGAACGGUUCGAACGGAUUCCAGAACCCGUCCAGAGAAGGAUCGUGUACUGGUCCUUUCCGAGGAGCGAAAAGGAGAUCUGCAUGUAUUCGUCGUUCAACGCCGGGGGAGAGGAGAGUGGAACUAGCGGGGAAAACAGUGAAGAGACCCAGCUGCCUUUCCUACGGGGUGUCACUCUGCUGGAGGGCGGCUGGGUGGACAACGUACUGCAAGUCGGGUUCCAUCUGAGUGGUACGGUAACAGACCCGGCCACAUCCUCUCAGCCUGAGAUGGUCUGCAGCGUGAGCGUCAGCUUCGACCGCUGUAAGAUCACCGCGGUAACCUGCAGCUGCGGCAACAAGGACAUCUUCUACUGCGCCCACGUUGUAGCGCUGGCCCUGUACCGCGUACGGAAGCCCGAGCAGGUCAAACUGCACCUGCCCAUCUCAGAGACGCUGUUCCAGAUGAGCCGAGAUCAGCUGCAGAAGUUUGUCCAGUACCUGAUAUCAGUGCAUCAUACGGAGGUGUUGCCCACCGCACAGAAACUGGCUGAUGAGAUACUGUCAACUAACUCAGAGAUCAACCAGGUCCACGGGGCCCCAGACCCCACAGCAGGAGCCAGUGUAGAUGAUGAGAACUGUUGGCACCUGGAUGAGGAGCAGGUCCAGGAGCAGGUGAAACUCUUCCUCUCUCAGGGAGGAUACCACGGCUCUGGGAAACAACUCAACCUGCUGUUCAGCAAGGUGAGGGAGAUGCUUCGUAUGCGUGACUCCAACGGUGCCAGGAUGUUAACACUGAUCACAGAACAGUUCAUGGCCGACCCUCGCCUGGCACUGUGGAGACAGCAGGGCACCACCAUGACCGACAAGUACAGACAACUCUGGGACGAACUAGGUGCCCUGUGGAUGUGCAUCGUGCUAAACCCCCACUGUAAGACGGAGCAGAAGUGUUGGUGGCUCAGACAGCUGAGGAGGUGGAACAGCGUGGAAGUGUGUCCCUGGGAGGAUGGUAACCAUGGCAACGAUCUGCCCAACCUCACCCACUCCCUGCCUCAGGGUGCCCAUGGCAACCAAGAGUUGCGUCCCCACAGGACGGUGUUCACACGGGCCAUCGAGGCGUGUGAUCUCCAUUGGCAGGACCGUCACCUGCAGCACAUCAUCGCCAGUGACCUCUACGCCAACUACUGUUACCACGACAACCAGGACGGCUCGCUCUUCGACGCACGUGGAUGGCCCAUGUGGCACGAACAUGUCCCGACGGCUUGUGCUCGGGUGGAUGCCCUGCGUUCCCAUGGUUACCCCCGUGAAGCGCUGCGAUUGGCCAUUGCCGUGGUGAACACACUACGGCGGCAGCAGCAGAGACAACUGGAGCAUUUCCGCAGACAUAAGAAAGAGCUGCUCCAUAAAGCCGUCACCUCCAUAACCAACAUGGAGGGCUGGGUGGGUCACCCCCUGGAUCCCAUCGGCACGCUGUUCAGCACCCUCACUGAGACGGGACGGGGGGCAGAGGAGGGGGCCAACACCUGCCUUGACCUCUCAGACUGUUCCAGUGUGGUGAGUCGUGCGGAGCUGCAGCGGUUGCCAGUGCAGCGGUUGCUAGGCGAGGGUGAAUCGUAUGUGGCGCUGGCCGUGGAGACUGCUCUGAUUGGCUUAGGCCAGCAGAGGGUGAUGCCUGACGGGCUGUACGCCCAGGAGAAGGUGUGUCGCAACGAAGAGCAGCUAUUGGCCAAGCUGCAGGAAGUGGAGCUGGAUGACACGCUGGUCAAGAUCUUCCGCAAGCAAGCCAUCUUCCUGUUAGAGAGUGGGCCAUACAGUGGCCACGGAGAGAUUGUCCACAGAGAGAGUGUUCCCAUGCACACCUUCACCCGAUAUCUCUUCACCUCUCUCCUACCUCACGACGCUGAACUGGCAUACAAGAUUGCUCUGAGAGCCAUGCGGUUGCCUGUGUUGGAGUCCACAGCCUCGUCAGGUGACCUGUCGCGACCCCAUCACAUGGUGUCUGUGGUCCCUAACCGUUACCCUCGCUGGUUCACACUCACCCACAUAGAGUCCCAGCAGUGUGAACUGGCCUCCACCAUGCUCACCGCAGCCAAAGGUGAUAGUCGUAAGCUGGAGACUGUACUAGAGUCCAUCCAGAAGAACAUCCACUCCUCAUCUCACAUCUUUAAACUGGGCCAGGACGCCUUCAAGAUCGCUACUCUGAUGGACAGCCUGCCAGACAUCACACUGCUCAAAGUCUCACUGGAGCUUGGGCUACAGGUGAUGAGGAUAACCCUGUCUACGUUGAACUGGAGGAGGAGGGAGAUGGUACGGUGGUUAGUUACCUGUGCCACCGAAGUAGGGGUGUAUGCGUUGGACAGCAUCAUGCAGAGUUGGUACACCCUCUUCACCCCGACCGAAGCCACCAGCAUCGUGGCCACCACCGUCAUGUCCAACACCACCAUCGUCCGGCUGCACCUGGACUGUCAUCAGCAGGAGAACCUGGCCUCCUCUGCCCGGACCCUGGCCCUGCAGUGUGCCAUGAAGGACCCACAGAACUGUGCCCUCUCUGCCCUCACCCUCUGCGAGAAGGACCACAUCGCCUUCGAGACAGCCUACCAGAUUGUUCUGGACGCGGCCACCACUGGGAUGAGCUACACACAGCUGUUCACGAUAGCUAGGUACAUGGAGCACAGGGGGUACCCUAUGAGGGCAUACAAGUUAGCCACGUUAGCCAUGGCUCAUCUAAACCUCAGCUACAACCAGGAUACCCACCCAGCCAUCAAUGACGUGCUGUGGGCCUGCGCUCUGAGUCACUCGCUGGGAAAGAACGAGCUGGCGGCCGUCAUCCCCCUGGUGGUGAAGAGUGUGAAGUGUGCCACGGUGCUGUCUGAUAUUUUGCGGCGGUGCACACUGACCACGCCGGGGCUGGUGUCAGCGCUGCACAGCCGCAGGAACUCUGGGAAGCUGAUGUCGCUGGACAAGGCUCCACUCAGGCAGCUGCUGGAUGCCACCAUCGGGGCCUACAUCAACACCACCCACUCUCGCCUCACGCACAUCAGCCCGCGCCACUACAGUGAGUUCAUAGAGUUCCUGGGGAAGGCCCGGGAGACGUUCCUCAUGGCCCAGGAUGGACACAUCCAGUUCACACAGUUUAUAGACAACCUCAAACAGAUCUACAAGGGCAAGAAGAAACUCAUGAUGCUGGUGAGGGAGAGGUUUGGCUGACCAGGGUCGGCCCAUAGGGAGAGAUUUGGCUGACCAAGGUCGGCCCCUAGGGGGAGGUUUGGCUGACCAGGGUCGGCCCCUAGGGGGAGGUUUGGCUGACCAGGGUCGGCCCCUAGGGGGAGGUUUGGCUGACCAGGGUUGGCCCCUAGGGAGAAGUUUGGCUGACCAGGGUCGGCCCCUAGGAAGAGGUUUGGCUGACCAGGGUCGGCCCCUAGGGGGAGGUUUGGCUGACCAGGGUCGGCCCCUAGGGGGAGGUUUGGCUGACCAGGGUCGGCCCCUAGGAAGAGGUUUGGCUGACCAGGGUCGGCCCCUAGGGGGAUGUUUGGCUGACCAGGGUCGGCCCAUAGGGAGAGGUUUGGCUGACCAGGGUCGGCCCCUAGGGAGAGGUUUGACUGACCAGGGUCGGCCCCUAGGGGGAGGUUUGGCUGACCAGGGUCGGCCCCUAGGGAAAGGUUUGGCUGACCAGGGUCGGCCCCUAGUACUUUUAUAUUAACUUGAGUCUGCCUUUUGAACUUCUUUGAACUUAAACAUGGACAAGUGAAGAGUUGGAGGACAAAGCAAAAGAAGAAGGAAAACAAUCUUUACAGAGCCACAUGGUAUUAUUGUUCUUGCUGUUGUUAUUGUUAUCAACAUUAUUACUAUUAUGAUUAUUAUUAUUACUAUGUGUACAGUACUAUGUGUGUUUUAUUUUCAGAAGAGGAAAUAUGUCACGUUGUGAAUGUUGUGUGUGUAUUUCUUUACGUGUGUGCGAGAGAAAAAAGCUGAUAACUGAAAUAGCUCUUUCUCAAAUGUUUAUUAUUAUUAGCAUCCCCCCAUUUUAUAUAUUGGUUUUAUGAGUAUAUGUUGUCAAGUGGCUUAAGGCCCUUGUGCGAAAGCGCUCGUGUAAAAACACAUUGGCAGCCUCAAAGAGACACUAUGGCUUUAAAACCACACAGACCUACUGACUAUUGGAAGCACUGCACAGCUCGGCUCCAUGAGAAAACCACCAUUAGCAUUUCUGUUGACUCAUCACUUGUGUUUUCUCUGAGUCAUAGGUAUUAGUUAGAUUGUAGUUUUAGAAUAAUGGUCUUAACAGACUGGUGUUGUUUCAGAUGCAGUAAUCAUGACUAUCUGUGUUAGAUUAAGGACAACAAUGCAGGACGACAGUAAUGGCACAUGGACCAUACGAUGAGGAUAUGGAGUAUUAUCAAAGAGUACCAGCAUUUGAUGUAUUAUGCCAGAAAUAUCCCACACUGUAAAAACAAAUCCUGUUUACAGUAAAGUUUACAGUAAUGUACUGUUAAACCAAAGUUUAUUCAGAAUUUACGGUAACUUUUUUUUUACAGUAACUUACAGGUAACUAACCGGCUGCCAGUAAGUUACCGUAAAAACAACAGGAUUUUUAUUAUUUUUUACAGUGCACAAUGUACUUAGAACCAACAAACCUGUAAUUGUGGGUUAGCUACUGGUUCAAGUCUUAUGAUGAACAGUUUCUGGAGACAUUGCCUCAUACCUUCUCCAGUUUAACCCAGUCUUUACUAAAUGUACUGUAUUGGUGUUAGUUAAAAAAGUUUUUGGAAAUGGAAGAAAUACAUUAGAAACCAGGUGGAUCAGAAGACUAGCCUGGUGACCUGGCUGUUUUUGUUUUCACAAGAAUACAGGCUGGGUAACUAAUUACAGUACCAUAGUUACCAGGGUUCUAGUUGUACAGAUGUAGGAUCUUAAUUUGAUCACCCUGUUACAGUAGAACUUUCCUGCAAUGCAGGAAAUGUUUUACUUGUAGCGUAUUUUGAGGUUUAAAGAGGCUUCUGAAGUUUGUAACUUCCACUUUUACACAAUUUCAGACUUGAUUUUCCCUUACAAAAAAUGGAUCAACC